Molecule: messenger RNA, 742 nt
Organism: Cryptotermes secundus
Lineage: Eukaryota; Metazoa; Arthropoda; Insecta; Blattodea; Kalotermitidae
Product: odorant receptor coreceptor-like
Exons: 6
Coding region: 28-648 (206 amino acids)
Biological process (GO): detection of chemical stimulus involved in sensory perception of smell; sensory perception of smell
Cellular component (GO): plasma membrane
Molecular function (GO): olfactory receptor activity; odorant binding
Source: RefSeq, a predicted model, not a curated record
AAAAUUACUAUUAAUUUUUCAGGUGCAAUGCUGCCCACGAUAACUCAGUUCUACUUCUCAAAUGAUCCUGACAGUGACAGAAUCGAAGUCCGUGAUUUGGAAACUUCGCCCGGUAUCAAGAACAAAGUUCCGAAGAAGGUGACAGACAAAUCUGAAUCAGCUCCAAAGUGCUAUGGUAAAUCCAUGGAAGAUGACUUACGACAGUACAUAGAACACCACAAGAAACUUCUGAAAUUCUCUGAGAUGCUGAACUCUCUACUGAGCCCCAUUAUGUUCAUGAGGAUACUGACAGCUGUAAUCGUAUUUGGCUUCGAUGGAUUCAACAUAACGCGCACAUCCGACAAUCUUGUGCUCCUGAGGUACAUCGCGGGAUUGUCAUAUAGCAUGUUGGAAACAGGGCUGACAUGCUGGUUCGCGUCCAGGCUCUCCAUGCAGAGUGAGAUGGUUGGUGAAGGGGUGUACAAUUCUGUAUGGUACGACAAACCUAUUGACGUUCAACAUUCUUUGAAAUUUAUCAUCAUGAGGUCCCAGCGCCCAGUUGCGCUGUCAAUAGGGCCGUUCGGAACCCUUUCCAUGAAUCUGUUUGCCACGAUCCUGAAUUCUGCUUACUCAUACUUCACUGUCCUGACGCAGUUUCAACAGAAGUGACAACAUUCUGCAGCGGAUUCUUCAGUACAAUAUCUCCUAGUAGUAGGCAAAUAUGCCGGUCACGGUAGCCCAGCGGUCUAAGGCACGUACUGUC